Molecule: messenger RNA, 1578 nt
Organism: Aureobasidium namibiae CBS 147.97
Lineage: Eukaryota; Fungi; Ascomycota; Dothideomycetes; Dothideales; Saccotheciaceae
Exons: 2
Biological process (GO): glutamyl-tRNA aminoacylation
Molecular function (GO): glutamate-tRNA ligase activity; ATP binding; zinc ion binding
Source: RefSeq, a predicted model, not a curated record
CUUCCCCCAGGCCCAGCACGAACUCGCUUUGCUCCCUCGCCCACUGGCUACCUCCAUCUUGGAUCGUUACGCACCGCUCUCUUCAACUAUCUGCUUGCAAAAAGAACUGGAGGCCAAUUCCUGCUUAGAAUAGAAGACACUGAUCAGAAAAGACUGGUUCCCGAUGCAGAGCAAAGGCUGUGUGAAGACUUGAAUUGGGCCGGCAUACAAUGGGACGAAGGUCCGCAAGUCGGCGGUCCAUACGGUCCUUACAAGCAGUCUGAAAGGACACCACUAUACCAGAAACAUGCCCAGGAACUCAUCGACUCCAAAGCCGCCUUCCGAUGUUUCUGCAGCUCCGCCGCCCAGGCUCCUGUCGAUGUGGACGCCUCACUAGUCGGGUCUGCCAUCGGUGGCUGCCACAGCGACUGUGCUAGUAUUCCUUUGGAAGAGUCGGCCGAAAGAGCACGUACUGAGAAACACGCCGUCCGUUUCGGUAAACCUGACAAGGCUCCCAGCUGGUCUGAUCUUGUCUACGGCAAAGUCUCGCUCGAGUCGAAAAAGACGCUACCACAAAGAGCCGCCGUAGAAGGUGUCAUCCUUCUUAAAGGCGACGGCACUCCCACAUACCACCUCGCCAAUGUCAUUGAUGAUCACUACAUGAAGAUCACCCAUGUCAUCCGCGGCACCGAAUGGAUGUCUUCAACCCCUCUUCACGCCGCUCUGUACAAUGCUUUCGGAUGGACUCCCCCAGCUUUUGCUCACGUGGGUCUGCUUACUGACAAGGAUCAAGCAAAACUUUCAAAGCGUAACUUCGACACUGAUAUCGGAGCCCUCAAGACGAAGCAUGGCAUUUUACCUGAGAGUCUGGCCAACUUCUUGGCCCUGUUGGGAUGGCGCAACCCAACUCGCGACGAUGUCCUGGAGAUAAACAAGUUGAUUGAACUAUUCGAUCUGAAGUUCACCAAAGGAAACUCUAUCGUCUCAUUCGACAAGCUGUGGUAUCUGCAAAAGAACCAUGCCAAGAUCAUGAUCGAGCGCGCAAUGCAGUCUUCCACAUCGGAUCCAUCUUUUGAGACUUUGGUCGGUCUGAUCGAGUCGGCUGCAAAGACUGCUUACUCCGAACCACAAGCAGUAUCGGGACUGGAUUUGAAAACACACAUUAUGAAUAUCCUCUUCAUCGACUCGAAAACAUACGAGAACCCGGCUUCAUACACCAAACGUAAUGCUUACUUCUUCACAAAUCUACCACCGGUCGCACCUUCAGUCGAGUCUUUAGUUCCUACCUCGGACCUCCACAACGCAGCUCUAGAGAUCAUGUCUCAAGUCAACACUGCUAGCGUUGCGCUGACUACAUCGACUGACUAUGCACACGUCAAGAAACAACUGGACACUGCUAUAAGCGAGUAUUCCAGAGUGAUAGGAGACAUAUGUCAAGCUCGCUCAACAAUAGAUGGCCAGGUGGACAAAGAAAAAUCAAAGGAGUGGAGCAAGUCACUUCACCGAUACUUGCGAGAGAAACUAUGCUUCGGCAGACCUGGGCCUAGCAGCUCGCAAGUCAUGGCUGUACUUGGACAUGAGGAGUGUACGAAAAGACUC